This is a messenger RNA of Lactuca sativa (garden lettuce), 1340 nucleotides long. RefSeq names its product F-box protein PP2-A15. NCBI's taxonomy places the organism in Eukaryota, Viridiplantae, Streptophyta, Magnoliopsida, Asterales, Asteraceae. Gene Ontology annotation, molecular function: protein binding. The record is from RefSeq and is a predicted model, not a curated record.
AUUUUAUUUCUGGAAAAAGUCCGACAAUUCUAUUCGAAAACAAAUCUUUGUCUUGGUACGACGUAUUAAAAUAAACACAAAACUCCACAACAGCCGAGGGGGAAGGCUGUCAUCGACACACAAACAGCUUUCCCUCAAAUAAAAAUCUCCCUUCCACCACACUCCUCCACCGGCGACCACCACCACCACCACCUACUGUCACAUCCUCACUUCACAAAAUCCCCAAAAAUUGGGGCUAAAGGUUGAUUACAUGGGAGCGUCGUUGUCUAAUUUGACAGAAGGAGGGUCGACAGCCGGCAACGGAACCGGACUCGGCGAUAUACCGGAGAGCUGCAUCGCCGGUGUUUUUACCUAUCUUACCCCGCCGGAGAUAUGUAACCUAGCACGACUCAACCGUUCGUUCCGUGGCGCUGCUUCGUCGGACACCGUUUGGGAAUCAAAGCUUCCACCUAACUACCAAGAUCUGCUCGACCUAAUUCCACCUGAGAGGUACCAAAAUCUCUGUAAAAAGGACAUCUUUUCUCUCCUCUCUCGCCCUGUUCCCUUCGACGAUGGCAACAAGGAAGUAUGGUUGGAUAAGGUUACUGGAAGAGUAUGCGUGUCAAUCUCCGCAAAGGCAAUGGCAAUUACAGGGAUAGAAGAUCGAAGAUACUGGAAUUGGGUGCAUACUGAAGAAUCAAGGUUUAACAUUGCAGCAUAUUUGCAUCAAAUAUGGUGGUUUGAAGUAGAUGGGGUGUUGAAAUUCCCAUUUCCAGCUGAUGUAUACACGUUAUCAUUUAGGAUACAUUUAGGAAGAUUUUCAAAACGAUUGGGGAGACGUGUAUGCAGCUUUGAUCAAACUCAUGGGUGGGACAUAAAGCCUGUAAGAUUUGAAUUAUCAACUUCAGAUGCUCAAGAAUCAUCAUCUACUGAAUCUUUUUUAGAUGAUUGUGAUAAAUAUGAUGAGACAAAUGGAAAUCAUAAACGUGGUUGUUGGAUUGAGUAUAAAGUAGGGGAGUUCAUUGUAACUUCAUCUGAUCCUGCUACUGAAGUAAGGUUUUCAAUGAAGCAGAUAGAUUGCACACAUUCUAAAGGUGGGAUUUAUGUAGAUAAUGUGUCUAUAAUCCCCAGUGAUCUUAAAUUGGGUAGAAGAAGAAGAAGGAUGUUGAAAUAAAAUGGGGGAAAUCUUGAUUGCUUUUGUGGAGAUAGUCAAGUGUCCAUGUAUAAUUGUUACCACUAUGUUUAUGAUCCAAUUUUGAUUGGCCUUCUGUUGAUGCUAAUGUGAUUUAGUGGGAUGUUGCAUUUGGUUUCUUUGUGUUGUAUGAUUACAAAAUUAUUAAGUAGAAACUUGUUUUUUGUAA